Messenger RNA from Alternaria arborescens, 189 nucleotides. RefSeq lists its product as hypothetical. The record is from RefSeq and is a predicted model, not a curated record. NCBI's taxonomy places the organism in Eukaryota, Fungi, Ascomycota, Dothideomycetes, Pleosporales, Pleosporaceae. The transcript has a single exon. The coding region runs from base 1 to 189 and encodes 62 amino acids.
AUGUCGCAAGCCUACGAGCGCGAGCAACAGAACAACUCUAGACUGGACGAGCUGGCCUCUAAAGUCUCGGCACUUCGAGGCGUCACAAUAGACAUCUACGACAACGCACGCGAUCAACAUGUCAUCGACAGCACAGUACGUCCCCCUAGACCCAACGUCAAGAACAUAUCUACAUUCCUACGAGCUUGA